GAUAGUACUAUCAUCUUACUUUCCAGACUGAACUAUCGUGCGGGCUUGCUAUUUCUCUGGUGAUUGGCAGAAUAUCCUCGGAUUCCUACAUUUAUAUCACAUCAGCAGUGUCGUCAUCACGUCGGCGGAGAUAGCAGUUGCAAUACAAAGUACACCAUUGGACCUCCGCAUUCCCCUAUCAUGUCUCAAUCAUUGCGCCCUUACCUCCAAUGUGUCCGCUCGUCGCUGACCGCGGCUCUUGCGGUUUCCAACUUCGCUUCGCAAACGUCCGAACGACAUAACGUGCCGGAAAUCGAGGCUGCCACGUCCCCCGAACUCCUCCUCAAUCCCCUGACCGUUUCGCGCAACGAGAACGAGAGAGUCCUCAUCGAGCCCAGUGUCAACAGUGUCCGUGUGAGCAUCAGUAUAAAGCAGGCGGAUGAAAUCGAGCAUAUCCUUGUCCAUAAGUUCACGAGGUUCUUGACGCAGCGCGCGGAAUCUUUCUUCAUCCUGCGGAGGAAGCCAGUAAAGGGCUAUGAUAUCUCGUUCUUGAUCACCAACUUCCACACCGAAGCCAUGUUGAAGCACAAGCUUGUCGACUUUAUUAUCCAAUUCAUGGAAGAGGUGGAUAAGGAAAUCUCGGAGAUGAAGCUCUUCUUGAAUGCCCGUGCUCGUUAUGUUGCCGAAUCUUUCCUCGUACCGUUCGACUAAACUCGCCUACAAUCUGUUCUAUUCUGUUCCACGAAUGAUAACUCAGCGUCGAUUCUGUUGCUUGCAUGCGACUUCUGCGCAAGCGAUCUAGGCUGGUAAUGGGAACCAUACAUUUCGCAGCAGAUUACUAUGUUCCCUCUUAGAUCCUGAAGUCGUAACCCCGAAUUUGCAAUUCAACCUGUCCAUAAUUGUACCAAAUCCAACUAGUGGCAGGCAUCCUGUCUAAUUAUAAGCCAGUUAGUUUUGCCG
Molecule: messenger RNA, 939 nt
Organism: Aspergillus glaucus CBS 516.65
Lineage: Eukaryota; Fungi; Ascomycota; Eurotiomycetes; Eurotiales; Aspergillaceae
Product: actin-related protein 2/3 complex subunit 4 family protein
Exons: 5
Coding region: 181-690 (169 amino acids)
Biological process (GO): actin filament polymerization; Arp2/3 complex-mediated actin nucleation
Cellular component (GO): Arp2/3 protein complex; actin cytoskeleton
Molecular function (GO): actin filament binding
Source: RefSeq, a predicted model, not a curated record